GAGCUGCUGCCGGGCUUGGUUCCUGCUUUCUCGUGCUGUGUCAGCAGCAGCGCGGGCCGGGGUGGGCAGAGGCCCUGCCAGGGGGGGAGCUGAUUCUUGGGAAACCUUCGCACAAACGGCCUCAAAUCUGGACCAGUGACAUGACCCGGGAUCCCCGUGAGGCCCAGCGAUUUUCACAUCAAUCCAAGUUGAGGACGGGCGGCGCUUGGAGAGAUCGUGGGUCACGGAGCCACGUGGGGGGCAGCAGCCGGUGCUCGGCGGGACAGAUACUGCCCGAGCUUGUCCCUCACAUGAUCUGGAGCUUCACAACAAGAUGACCUCCAAUUGCAACAACAGCAGCAGCUUGACAGACCCGGUCUUUGUGGGGCUCUACACCCUCAUCUUCACGCUGGGGCUGGUGCUCAACCUGGCCGCGCUCUACAUCUUCUUCCGCUGCAGCAGCAUCCGCUCCCUCACCACCGUCUACAUGAAGAACCUGGCCGUCUCCGACCUGCUGCUGGUGGUGUCCCUGCCCGUCCGGAUCUAUUACUAUAGCCGGCGGCCCUGCCUGGGGGACCAGGUCUGCGAGAUCACGGGGCUGCUGCUGCUGGUCAACAUGUACGGGAGCAUCUUCCUGCUGACCUGCAUCAGCUGGGACCGCUGCAUGGCCGUCUGCUUCCCCAUGCACCCCCGGGUCAAGGCGCUGCGCAAACAGGCCAAGUAUAUCUGCCUGGGCGUCUGGCUGCUGAGCUGUGCCGGCACCGUGCCCACCUAUUUCACCCAGGCUAAGGGAGAACGGAUGGAACACUGCUUUGACAACAAGCCCAAGUACGUCACCCAGCCCAGCGUGUCCUCGGCCAUGGCGCUGUGCUUCGUCCUGCCGCUGCUGGUCAUGGUGGUCUGCUCCUGGGCCCUGCUCCGAGCCAUCCGCCGCAGCGCGGCCGCCCAGAUGGAGCUGGUGAACAGCGCCAAGAUCCGCAGCAUGAUCGUGGCCAACGUCACCAUCUUCCUGGGCUGCUUCCUGCCUUUCCACCUGGUGCUGAUCUGCUACCAGGUGGAAGCCCUGCGGGGUGAGAUGCUGGAGUUUUCCUACCGCUGCACCUUGCUGGUGGCCUCCGCCAACGCCGCCCUGGACCCGCUGGCCUAUUAUUUUGCCACCGAGACCUUCCAGCGCAUGGUGGUGAUGGACAAUCUGCGCAAGGCCUGGGGCUUUCACACCGACAGCGCCGAGGGGCAGAGCCGCUCCCAGACGGCGCUCAGGCAGUGCAUCUACUUGCAGAACAUCAUGGCCGUGCCUAACAGCACCCCACUGGUGGGCAGCCCCAGCUGGGAGCCCAGGAGCUAACGGGCCCUGGGACUGGGCUGCCCUCGCCACACAGGGUCCCCUGGGCAGGGCACAGGACAGUGGGACGUGCAUGAGCAGGGCUGGAAGCAAGGGAGGAGGGCAGUUUGGUAUGUGGGCGUCGCAGGUUGGGUUUGUGCUGGGACGAGGGGUGUCGCUGGCUUGAGUUACGAUGGGCACUGGGACGUUGCAGGCUGCGUUUGCGCCAGGCGCUGGGACAGGGGCAUCGCGGGCUCAGGGUGUGCUGGGCACUGGUGUAACCCACACACCUCCUGGGCAUGGUGCUCUGUCCCGUCUAGUGGCACCAAGACCGCCUAGAGGUUAAUGAGUCUGCUACAGCUUUAGCGAACAGCCAGCUGGCUUUUAGCUCAUGCAGUAGAGGCUCCAGCACUAAGCUUCAGAGGUCCCAGGUUCGAUCCCACCCGCUGCCGACCGGGGUCUGUCAGCGUUACGCUGGGUUUGCACCGGGCGCUGGGCUCGGGUAGCACUGGGAGCUGGCGGUGGCAGUCCCUCGGCUAGGGAGACGUAGCGCUCAGAGCCUUGCCUGGGUCCCAUCUUGGUCUCAUCCGUGGGAGGUGUUAGAAUCAGCAACGGCCCAGCUGUGAACUGUCACCUUGAGCUGCCCGGGGCUCGCAGCCCCAUCUCCUC
Molecule: messenger RNA, 1969 nt
Organism: Malaclemys terrapin pileata
Lineage: Eukaryota; Metazoa; Chordata; Testudines; Emydidae
Product: lysophosphatidic acid receptor 6-like
Exons: 3
Coding region: 314-1324 (336 amino acids)
Biological process (GO): positive regulation of Rho protein signal transduction; phospholipase C-activating G protein-coupled receptor signaling pathway
Cellular component (GO): membrane
Molecular function (GO): lysophosphatidic acid receptor activity
Source: RefSeq, a predicted model, not a curated record